GAAGCUGGGAACGCCCGCUGAGGCACGCGGCCCGCCCCUCCGUCCCAUCAGCAGAGAAGUGUGAGAGGUUGGAAGGGAAACUUCCCAGCAGCAAGUGGGCUGGCAAAGUCGUGUGAAGUUGGCCCUGUGGAUUAAGAGAAGCAUCUGAGAAAGACCUGGUGAUUCUUGGCAAUCCCUGUUAUUUAGGGGAGAGGCUGGGAAGAGGCUUCAGCCAACACCAGGAAAAAACCUCCCAAACUCUGUGCAACCAAGGUUCCCACUAGGGGCUCCGGGUGGAAGGCGUGGCGAAGUCCAGCUCAGUCCAGCCAGCUUUUGUUUUGAGGUCUACAACGCAGGCUCACGGGCCUGUGGGAACACGCGCAUCCAAGCUCAGGUUGGGUGGUCUGAGGGUAGGCGGAGUGUGAGGAGCCGCAGGUGCUGGGGAUGAAUCUGCUGAGCCCUAGGACCGCAACCGACCAGGACGUGGAGGACCAGUACAGUUGGGAGCUGGCGGCCCAGAGGCCCAGCGGCCACAGCCGACACAAUCCGGACCGGCGCUCCCAGGGGCGGGGCCCGAGUUCCGGUUGGGGAUACUGGGGAGGGCGGGUUUCGGAUCAGCUUCCGGGGGCGGGGCCGAGCGCACGGGGCGGGGCUCCGGUGUCUCAGAUCCUGUACAGACUUGGCCGCCGAGCGGUUCUGCGCUCGGGAUCCGACUCCCGGCGUGAUGGAGACAGGCGCUCGGACCUCAGGCAUAUGCGGAUGACUCGGAGUGUGGACAGCGUCCAGUUCCUGCCCUUUCUCACCACGGAAGUCAAUAACCUGGGCUGGCUGAGUUAUGGGACCCUGAAGGGAGAUGGGACCCUCAUCGUGGUCAACGCAGUGGGCGCUGUCCUUCAGAUGCUGUACAUCUCAGCAUACCUGCACUACUGCUCACGGAAGCGUGCUGUGCUGCUACAGACUGCAACCCUGCUAGGGGUACUUCUCCUGGGUUAUGGCUACUUUGGGCUUCUGGUGCCUGACCCCGAGGCCCGGCUUCAGCAGCUGGGCCUCUUCUGCAGUGUCUUCACCAUCAGCAUGUACCUCUCACCACUGGCUGACCUGGCCAAAGUCAUUCAGACCAAAUCAACACAAUGUCUCUCCUUCUCACUCACCAUUGCUACCCUUCUUACCUCUGUCUCCUGGUCCCUCUAUGGGUUUCGACUCAGAGAUCCCUACAUCAUGGUGCCAAACAUUCCAGGAAUCCUCACCAGCUUUAUCCGCCUCUGCCUUUUCUGGAAGUACCCACAGGAGCAAGACAGGAACUAUCGACUCCUGCAAACCUGAGGCAGCUCACCUGAUUACUGGGCACUUUAGUGCCAAUUUGAUACCAAAGAGAGCUUCUUGUUUCAGCUGGUCCUGCUGACCAGCCCCCCAGGUGCAGUGGGUUGUGGGAAUAAGAGACAACUUUGAGAAGAGGGACCAAAGAAACAGCUUUACUUAGAUGAUCGGGUGUGACCUACGAGAUGAAAUAACUUUUGUUUUUCAGAGAGAUUAUCUUUUUUAAUUUUGGAGGUCGGGGUGAUAGCUUUAGAAUAUGCCUUAAAAUAAAGUGUUCCUCACCCCAGCCCAUUAUGGUUCCCUCUCCCUUCAUGAUACUAAACCUGCCUGCUGUGGUUAAAGGUAGAUCCAGUUAUUCUCAAGCUGAUAGAGUAGGCUCAGAAAAGGUAUCAGAAAGAACCAAAAGGUGGGAAAAACCCAGAAAGGUCUUCAAAAGAACAGAGUUUGGAUGUUAUGAAGAACGGAACUUCAAGUACUUCGUACAGGGUUAAAAAAACCCAGGAAAGUGAAAUGCCAUUUCCAUCCUGUGAGAUCUUGAGAAGGGGUCUUUGCCUCCUUUGGAGCAAAAAUCAGGAACACCAGCCUCAGGAAAAUGGUUCUUCCACUUCUGGACCUCCUGAACACUGAACCACCAAUUCCCACUGUCCAUACUCAAACGAC
This is a messenger RNA of Nycticebus coucang (slow loris), 1956 nucleotides long. It is a transcript of the gene SLC50A1, whose product is annotated as solute carrier family 50 member 1. Gene Ontology annotation, biological process: carbohydrate transport. Gene Ontology annotation, molecular function: sugar transmembrane transporter activity. The transcript is spliced from 6 exons. The record is from RefSeq and is a predicted model, not a curated record. Gene Ontology annotation, cellular component: membrane. NCBI's taxonomy places the organism in Eukaryota, Metazoa, Chordata, Mammalia, Primates, Lorisidae. The coding region runs from base 424 to 1302 and encodes 292 amino acids.